Messenger RNA from Penicillium olsonii, 504 nucleotides. Lineage: Eukaryota; Fungi; Ascomycota; Eurotiomycetes; Eurotiales; Aspergillaceae. The record is from the annotation of a GenBank genome assembly.
AUGUCUCUCAAGUCCGGUGACAGCUUCCCCGACAACGUCGUCUUCAAGUACAUCCCCUGGAGCGAGGAGAGCGACCAAAUCACCUCCUGCGGCAUCCCCAUCGACUACAAUGCCUCCAAGGAAUGGGCCAACAAGAAAGUCGUCCUAUUCUCCGUCCCCGGCGCCUUCACCCCCACCUGCUCCGUGAAUCACGUCCCCGGAUACAUCCAGAACCUCCCCAACCUCCGCGAGAAGGGCGUUGACAUCGUCGCCGUCCUUGCCUUCAAUGAUCCCUUCGUCAUGAGCGCCUGGGGCAAGGCGAACAGCGUCCGCGAUGACAUCCUUUUCCUCUCGGAUCCUGAGGCCAAGUUUUCCAAGAGCAUUGGCUGGGCUGAUGAGGCUUCUGGUCGCACUGGUCGGUAUGCCAUUGUUAUCGAUCACGGUAAGGUCGGCUAUGCUCAGAUUGAAACUGAGAAGGGUGCUGUCAAGAAAUCUGGCGCCGAUGCCGUCCUUGCUUCCUUGUAG